GAGAGUGUUUCAGUCCUUCCGCUCGGGCCUGGGGACCACCUCCUUGCAGUGGGACUCAGGGUGUGUGAGAGAGAGUGAGUGCCAGUGGAGGGCCGGCUGCCUGUGGGGCCCGACGGCGCGUGAGAUCAUUGCGGAAACAGAGCGGAGGACCGAAUCCAGUCACCUGAUUCCAGUUCAGUGCUUUUGCCAUUGUUCUACAGGGCAUUCAUCGGAGGGAAGAUAUUUUUCCUCAGCUGACACUAGCACUGCAGUUUGCUGGCCCUUGUGUCCACUGAUCAUUCUAAGAACGAGCUGUCCAAGGGCCUCUGUGUAGAUCUUCCUUUUCACUUCUUGCUUUCAUGAUGAUUAUGUACUUAGAGUGAAACCAAUCUAGAACCAGAGGAAGUAAGAGCAAGAUUCAACAAUGUCUCACCCAUCUUGGCUGCCACCAAAAAGUACUGCUGAGCCUCUUGGCCAUGUGUCUGCACGGAUGGAGACCACCCAUUCCUUUGGGACCCCCAGCAUUUCAGUGUCCACACAGCAACCACCCAAGAAGUUUGCCCCAGUCGUUGCGCCAAAGCCCAAGUACAAUCCAUACAAGCAACCUGGUGGUGAAGGUGAUUUUCUUCCACCCCCACCUCCACCUCUGGAUGAUUCCAGUGUUCUUCCAUCAGGCUCCGGAAACUUCCCUCCUCCCCCGCCCCUUGAUGAUGGUGCUUUCAGGGGACAGGGAAAUCCUGGAGGCAAGACCCUUGAGGAGAGACGCUCCAGCCUGGAUGCUGAGAUUGACUCACUGACUAGCAUCUUGGCUGACCUGGAGUGCAGCUCCCCCUACAAGCCUCGGCCCCCGCAGGGCACUACUAGUUCAACAGCUUCUCCUCCAGUCUCCACCCCUGUCACAGGACAUAAGAGAAUGGUCAUACCAAACCAACCCCCUCUGACAGCAACUAAGAAGUCUACACUGAAGCCACAGCCUGCACCCCAGGCUGGACCAAUCCCUGUGGCUCCAAUUGGAACACUAAAACCCCAGCCUCAGCCUGUCCCAGCUUCUUACACUACAGCAUCCACCCCUUCAAGACCUACCUUCAAUGUGCAGGUGAAGUCAGCCCAGCCCAGCUCCCAUUACAUGGCUGCUCCUUCACCAGGACAGUUUUAUGGUUCAGGGCCAGGGGCCCAAGGUUAUAACACUCAACCUGUCCCUAUCUCUGGGCAAGGUCCACCUCCUUCUACACGGGGAGGCAUGGAUUAUGCAUAUGUUCCACCACCAGGACUUCAGCCUGAGCCUGGCUAUGGGUAUGCUCCCAACCAAGGACGCUAUUAUGAACCCUAUUGUGCAGUGGGGCCUGGCUAUGGGGGCAAAAAUGACUCUGAUCCUUCCUAUGGUCAACAAGGCCAUCCAAAUACCUGGAAGCGGGAACAAGGGUAUAUUCCUUCUGGCCCUGGGAACCAGAACCCUGCUGGGAUGUAUCCAGUUGCUGGUCCCAAGAAGACCUAUAUCACAGAUCCUGUUCCAGCCCCCUGUGUACCACCACUGCAACCAAAGGGUGGACCAACAGGGUCCAUGGGACCUCCAGCUGCACCCUCCUCAUUCCGCCCUGAAGAUGAGCUCGAGCACCUGACCAAGAAGAUGCUGUAUGACAUGGAAAAUCCACCCGCCGAUGAGUACUUCGGCCGCUGUGCUCGCUGUGGCGAAAACGUAGUUGGGGAAGGGACCGGAUGCACUGCCAUGGAUCAGGUCUUCCACGUGGAUUGUUUCACCUGCAUCAUCUGUAACAACAAGCUCCGAGGGCAGCCUUUCUACGCGGUGGAGAAGAAAGCCUACUGCGAGCCCUGCUACAUCAAUACCCUGGAGCAAUGCAGCGUUUGCUCCAAGCCCAUCAUGGAGCGGAUUCUCCGAGCCACAGGGAAGGCUUAUCAUCCUCACUGCUUUACCUGUGUGAUGUGCCACCGCAGCCUGGAUGGGAUCCCAUUCACCGUGGACGCUGGUGGCCUCAUCCACUGCAUUGAGGACUUCCACAAGAAAUUUGCUCCCCGCUGUUCUGUGUGCAAGGAGCCUAUCAUGCCUGCCCCUGGCCAGGAGGAGACUGUCCGGAUUGUGGCUCUGGAUCGUGAUUUCCAUGUUCACUGCUACCGGUGUGAGGAUUGUGGUGGUCUCCUGUCUGAAGGAGAUAACCAAGGCUGCUACCCGCUAGAUGGACACAUCCUCUGCAAGACCUGCAACUCUGCCCGCAUCAGGGUGUUGACCGCCAAGGCCAGCACUGACCUUUAAAUCCAGUCGCCUGUUUAGCGGUUAGUUGGUGGCUCCGAGAAGGAUGAAACACAAGAAAAAUAUGAGAAGAGAAAUAGGAAAAAGAGAGGAAAGGCAUUCAAGCUAUAGGAUGGUCUCUACUUCAUCCACUAUUAACCUUUCUUUAGAAACACCUAGAAUAUGAGAUUUUUUUUCAAGUUCUUACAAUACACAUUUCACAGUUAAUCAUGUAGAACCUUGAUAGGUCUUUGUUCCCAAGGACUUGCACAUUUUUGCACGGAUUAUGCUCCAUCCCAUUCACUUCUGCAUUCCUUUAACUUUUAAUCCCUAUGUUUGUCUCACUUUUCAUCUGGUUGAAUGGCUUUUUUUAGUGUGGUAUUUGCUGUCACACAGUUUUUCCUGGGGAAGUCUGCCAACUCCCAGGUGCUUUUCAGCUUGAAGGCUCCAUCCUAUCACUUCCACACUGGCAGCAAUCAUAAAAGAUAGUCAUUCAUUUUCUGUGUAUUGAAAAAAAUUGUCUUUUAUUGCUCUAAACUAAGCAUGUCUCUUGGGAAAAAAAUGCACAAUUUUAUGUCAGGUUAUAAAGAAUUUAAACUGUAAAUUACAUAGAUUAAAAGAAGCUGAAUUUGCAGCCAUCCCAAUUCCAAAUCUAUAAUGACCAGCGGCGGGGCUCAUUUGAAAAUAGAUAUUGGUGAGAGAGAACCAAACUUCAGUAUUUUUUCUGCAGAAAUUACAGAUGGGGUAUGCUGGAUAAAGCAUUUUGGGGUUAUAUUUGAAAAGGCAUUAUUAUGCCUCAAAUAUUAGAAUUUUCUUUUUCCAUGCUACCUGGAUAUAAUAAUAUGGACAAACUUGGUUUUCUCUAGAAUAUAACUUCCAGUACUGUUCCACUUUUCAUAUCAGAUACAUUGCAAUAUUUUGUUUGUUUGUUUGUUUGGGGAGGGAGGACAUAUAAACACAACUAGCAGAAUGGUGUAGCUGUGUUCCACUAGAGGAAGAUCUCUAUAGAGAACUGUUUGAUUUUUUUUUUUUUUUCCAGGCCCAGGUCCAUUUUACCUGACAAUUACAAAUCAGGGCACAUAAAAUUGUCUUGGUUUUGUUUAGUUUGCCUUAAAAAGACGGGAAACUUGAAAAGGUUGUGAAACCACAGUUUCAUCAUUCUUAUAAUUCUUCUGCAACUCAAAAUACAUAUUGCAGGAGACAUUUUCAUAUCACUGAUGUGACAUUUACACCACACUUUCAUAGACAAUCACUGAAAAGAAAUUGCCUUUUUGAACUAAAAAUAUGCAGAGUCUGGAAUCUUUAGUCAGAUUCUUUUGGGGCAGUGAAAUGCUUGCCUGCUAACUGCAGAACCACAUACAUUUUUUUUUUUUUAAUGUUCUGACAUGUUUCCUUUAGGGAAGGACCCUUCUCUUAGUAGCAGGUUGCCAUCUUGUAAACUAAGUAUUUUGGAUUAAGAUUUGUUCAAAUCUUUUUUUAAGAUUAGGUCAACCUUUUUAAAAACUUUCCUCAAGUAUAUACUUUUAAAUUACAAAGUAUUUUAAAUAUAACAAAAAUAUAGAUGAUAAUAUAAUGGAUCUCUGUGAUAUCCAGUUUAAGAAAUCAAAUAUAACAAAUAUAGCUACAUUCGCCUGUAUACCCUUCCUUGAUUCCACAAAGAUCUUUUUCAUGAUUAGAAAGUGAUAAACUUUUCUAGUCUGACUUUUGUUUUUAAUUUUAAUACUCAGAAAUAAAAAAUUAUUUGUGAAUGUUUUGCAUUGCAAUCCAGACCUCAAGCAUCCCAAUUACAUUUAUUUUACUUUAGUAGGAAUAAUCAUAAAGGUGGUUCUUUUUCUUUUUUUUUUCAAUAAGAUACCCUUAAGCCUAUGGCUCUUCUAAGUCAAUCUGUGGCUCAUUUGCUUUGGUUACCAAACAGUUUGUUUUAGCACGACCACAGUUGGAGCUUUUCAAAGGUCCUUUGACCAUUGUGCUUUCCUUACCUUGUAUCCCUUGUCCUUGACCUCACAUUUCUCAUAAUGUGAAAUAAAAGAGGUCCACUUUGGGCAGCAUGUGGAUUUUAGGAUACAAUGGCAACUGUAUCACUGAAUUUCUGUCUUCCAAAUGAAAGGAGAGAGCAUGCUGAUGACCUCAAAGAGUACUGACCAUUAGACAAUUGGGGUGAUACUAUCUAUAAUCAGCUUAAAUUGCUUCAGCAAUUUGUUUUUUAUGAAAUACUUGGGAAAAAAAUAUCUUUUGGUCAAAAGGAAAGAGCCCAAUUUAUUGAGGGGUGGAGUUUAUCUCUUAAAAAUGCAGUCUUAUGAAUUUUGCCAAAAGAGGGAGGAUUUAUGAAAUAUUUAUACUAUUAAAAAUGCAGUAACAUUCUACUUGUUGGUUACAUUUAAGUUCUUAUGUAACUGAAUGUUUACAUGCCAAGAAAAAAGAGAGUUAUAAGAAAAGGCUGUUACAGGCCCCUCACUGUGACACUGCCAGAAUAGUGCUUGCUUACAGUCUUUAUAGUGCGUUUUUAUCACGUAACCUCAGAGUAUCUUUACCAAAGAUUUUUAAAGUAAAUCUCUUUUUAAUAUAGACUUAUCAUACUUUUAUAAUAAUGAAUGUGCACACCUACAUAUACAGAAUAUUUAGAUUUAGAUUUUUUUUCUUUCACAAGGUAUAAUAAGGAAAGGAUCCUAAAAUAUUUUAUUUCAGGAUUUCUUAAUUAUAUGAUUUAUAUUGCUUUCUUGUCUCCUAUUAAUCAUUUGGUAUCAGCAAUGCCAAAUCACUCUUUACUGUUUUAGCUACAUGAAAUGAUGCCUAUAACAGAUAUAAAGAUCCAGUGCCUUAAGGAUUAUAAUUCUACUGUCUUAUGAUAUAUUGUCUUGAUUGUUAUCAUUUAAAGACAUAGAUAAUAGAAAAAAAUCAUAGAGUCUAUAAGAGAAAGUUUGUAAAAAUAUACUAAAAAAUAUACUGGUUUAAAAAAAAAUUGUCACAAACAGAAAUAUUUGGUAAUUCCAUGUAACAUGAGAGAUGUGGAAAAGGAGGAAAAACCCACUGUGUCCUGGGUUCUGCAGAGUGUUUCAUGGUUAGGUUUCUCCACCACCUGGAUCCUCAGCUCAUACUGACUCAGUAUGGAGUCUCAUCUGUGAACAGAUUGGCCUUUAAAACUCAAAAUAAGUCAUGUGUUCCAGCAAAAUGCAUCAAAGCUUUGAGAUCCUGGACAUCUCUGCAGCUCAAUGACAUGGGUUCUUUUUCCUUUCAUUAAAAAAUUGUUUUUACCAGAGCAACUUCUCUGAUCAAAAUGACUUCAUUGUGUGUAUGCUGAUGAAUACAGUGGAGACAUCAACACUAUAACUGUUUCCUCACUAAGAUUCUGCAGAGAUGUUUGCAAUGAUGUUUCAAGUAUAUAAAAUUCUAAUUGCAUUUAAACAAGUAUUUUGUAUUUGGGUUCUGGGAAAGGAAGAGAGCAUUUUACCAUGGGGCUGUCGUAGAGGGUUUAUGGAAUAUAGACAGGACUCUGAAAACACAACUCCCAACAGUUUUCCUAGUUAAUAAAAAUCCUAUUAAUGUGAACCA
Molecule: messenger RNA, 5773 nt
Organism: Capra hircus (goat)
Lineage: Eukaryota; Metazoa; Chordata; Mammalia; Artiodactyla; Bovidae
Gene: LPP
Product: LIM domain containing preferred translocation partner in lipoma
Exons: 13
Coding region: 404-2248 (614 amino acids)
Biological process (GO): cell-cell adhesion
Cellular component (GO): stress fiber; focal adhesion
Source: RefSeq, a predicted model, not a curated record